Arabis nemorensis is the source of this 354-nucleotide messenger RNA. The record is from the annotation of a GenBank genome assembly. NCBI's taxonomy places the organism in Eukaryota, Viridiplantae, Streptophyta, Magnoliopsida, Brassicales, Brassicaceae.
AUGUUCGGGAGGCUAAGACCGCCGCCAUCACCGCCGGACAGUCUGGAGAGAUAUCCGGCGAAGAUCAUCAAAGACGAUCCUCUCUCCGUCUACGAAUCAACACUGCUCAAGCUGAAGCAAGGCUCAAAACUGGACACUUCAUCAGAAACAGAGGGUGCGAAUCUGUCAUCAUCAUCAAACUCUGUUCAAACUUCUCAUGUCUGUUCUGAUGUGACCCUGUGCAAUGGCUCUGACGAAAUGGCUAUAGACUCGGGUUCUGGCCAAUGCCAACAGCUAAAGAACAAGAACCCAUCAGUGUUUUCCAUGUUUUGUAAGUACAAGAAGGCACACAACUUGGCAGAGACUGAACCAUGA